This is a messenger RNA of Harmonia axyridis, 734 nucleotides long. RefSeq names its product ATP-binding cassette sub-family C member 4-like. The record is from RefSeq and is a predicted model, not a curated record. NCBI's taxonomy places the organism in Eukaryota, Metazoa, Arthropoda, Insecta, Coleoptera, Coccinellidae. Gene Ontology annotation, molecular function: ATP hydrolysis activity; ATPase-coupled transmembrane transporter activity; ATP binding. Gene Ontology annotation, cellular component: membrane. Gene Ontology annotation, biological process: transmembrane transport. Bases 24 to 566 code for a protein of 180 amino acids. The transcript is spliced from 2 exons.
CCUCCAAGGUUAUCAUUUGGACAAUGUCUUCUUCGAAACACAGCUCUGAAAAUACUACCUUCCUUUCGGAUAAAUUUUUCCAUACAAUACUCUCAAUUCUCAUGGAGCAGUUAUUUUCGCUUUCAGGUUUGGACCUCAUGAUCAACGAAGGUGGUCACAAUUUGAGCGCAGGUCAACGACAAUUGGUGUGCCUCGCCAGAGCACUCAUUCAACAGAACAAAAUCAUCAUAAUGGACGAGGCAACCGCCAACGUGGAUCCCUAUACAGAUGCUCUAAUCCAGAAAACUAUAAGAACGAGAUUUGAAGAGUGCACUUUAUUGACCGUAGCACACAGGCUGCAGACUGUUAUGGACUCAGACAAGAUGUUGGUUAUAAGGAGAGGAAAAGUUGAAGAGUACGAUCAUCCCUUCGUUUUAUUGAAAAAUUCAGAGGGAUUUCUGUAUCGUCUACUCAAGGCUACAGGUGAAAACACUUUCAGGAGUUUGGAACAGAUUGCUAGAAAUCAUUACGAAGAGAAAUAUGGCGCAAAAUAUAUAAGAGUAAAACCUUUCGAACCUUUCGUUUAGAAGACUAAGAUUAUUGUUUCAAUAAUCGAUUGCAGCGUUCAGAUCUAAGAUUCACUUCUUGUUUUCGUUAAUUGUGUUGAAGUAGAAUAAAACUGAAAUGAAAAUUGUUUUCUUCCACGUUAUUAAUAAUUAAAAUAUUCGUACUUUUACCUGAAAUUAAUAAAUGAA